UAUUCUUUCCUUGUGUUGCUCAGAUCUCCUGUGAGUCGGUUACAGGCUGGGGCCCCUGAUUUCUCUGCACAGUCUGCGAGUGGAACAGGUUUGAAAUCUCCCCCUGGCAGCCAUGUCCCAUGGUGGACAAGACCCUGCCCAACCCAUCAAGACUCAACCUCAGUGGCAAAGAACACCUGGGACCUCCCACCAGGGCCAGUAUUCCAGGCCAUACCCUGUUGUACCCCCUGGAAUUGAACCCCUUGUAGAGGUGGAUAACGUUUUGUACCGGAAACAAGUUUUACAGACUUCAGAUGGGCAAACGCUUUAUUCUGUACAAAAGGAGUCAGAGUGCUGCGGCAUCCCCCUGAUACUCAAGUUAACAGACCCCUAUCAACGGGCAGUCCUGCAUGCGCAUUUAUUCUCUGAAAGUGGGUGCUGCAACCCCUACACGGAGCUGCAGGUUGAAGCCCCACCGGGGUACCCCAUUGGAUUUAUAAUGUUCAAAGAUUCCAGACGUGGCCUGACAUUCUCCAUCCAUGAUGAACAACGGGAGCUCAUAUUCACAUCUCAGUUCAAAUCUCAUUCCUUCCUAAAGAAACCCAUUGAGAUCUGCAGUGUACAAGGGAAUCAUCCCGUGGGCCAGAUAUCAAAGACCAAAGGGAAACCCUCAAAAAUUCUCAUUCAGUUUCCCAAGGACCUUGAGGUUAAAAUGAAAGCGGUGAUCCUGGCCACCUACCUGUAUAUGAAAUAUCGUGUGGAUGAGAUUAACAGUCAAGCUGCUGCAGCGGACGGCUAGAACUGAGGUGCUGGUUAGGCCAGUGCUCAUAAACUUCUGCUAUGGGGGGCUUGGGAGAAUGGAGGGUCCUCACGCUUUCCAACUUUCCUCGUGAAAUUGAGUUCAGUGACUCCAUCAUAUUCCAGUCAGGAGUUCUCCAUCCCUGUUCAUAACUCAGUAAUCCAGUGUAAUAUUUGCUGUAAAUUCUUCAAGGUCACAUUUAUGGACUAAUUCAAUAAAUUUCUUUAUUUUUGGUA
Xenopus laevis (African clawed frog) is the source of this 1014-nucleotide messenger RNA. Its product is annotated as phospholipid scramblase 1. The record is from RefSeq and is a predicted model, not a curated record. The transcript is spliced from 8 exons. Bases 113 to 778 code for a protein of 221 amino acids. Lineage: Eukaryota; Metazoa; Chordata; Amphibia; Anura; Pipidae.